Schistosoma turkestanicum is the source of this 1344-nucleotide messenger RNA. The record is from the annotation of a GenBank genome assembly. NCBI's taxonomy places the organism in Eukaryota, Metazoa, Platyhelminthes, Trematoda, Strigeidida, Schistosomatidae.
AUGAAGGUUCGUCUUCUCACACGCAAUCCUUCCGAUUUCCGCAGGGAGACUGCUGACGAUAUAUUCAAAAUUCCUAGAAACCAAUGCGUUGCAGAGCAUCCAUUUUCGUGUGAAAGAGAAUAUGUCAGGGCAAUUAACGCUGCCAAGCUUGGAAAGAUGAUGGGCAAGCCCUUUUUGGGAGCACUUGAGGGAUCAACUGAAAGGGUCACAGUUAUUUCUUUAAAUACAGAAACCUUGGACAUAGCAACUUUUGGAACAGCCGAUGGCAAAGUGCAGUGCUGGAACGUUGCAAAGAGAUGUAAAUUGGUUGAGGUUCACGCACAUGAAAAUGAAGUUCGCGGCAUUUGUUAUUGCAAUAAGUCUCGGCUGAUUUACACUUGUAGUUUAGAUGGUCAACUGAAACAGUGGCGAAUGAACUACGAUGAUAUUGCAUCAUGUUGGAAACAACCAAUAAGUAAUGUUUUAACGAAAUGGGCUCCUCAUUGUAUGGAUCACCAUCCUUCAUCAAAUGAGUUCCUUAUUGGUGGUCCAGAGUCUUGUCUGCUGUACUCUUCUGUCAAGCUUGAUGUGCCAUUGCGUGAAUGGAGUUGGGGCCAAGAGCCGAUUCAUGUUGCUAAGUUCAAUCCAGUCGAACACAAUAUUGCAUGUGCUCUAACCAAAGAUAAUUCAUUAAUGUUAAUCGACUGCAGACAGGAUCAACCUAUCCGCAAGGUAAAAAUGAACCUAAAACUGAACUCAUUUUCAUGGAAUCCAAUGGAACCGUUUAUAUUCACUGCUGGAUCAGAAGACUAUAAUGUUUAUACAUUCGACAGCCGUUUCUUCAAGUUCCCUCGCAGAGUUCACCGUGGUCACGUAAAUGCUGUACUUGAUGUAGACUAUUCGCCAACUGGAAGAGAAUUUGUAACUGGAAGCUACGACUCAACAAUUCGACUUUGGAAGUGUGAUUCUACAGAUUCGUUUGAUGUUUAUCAUACCAGACGCAUGAAGCGUGUUCUUGUUGUCAAGAUGACAUUAGAUGCAAAGUUUGUUCUGUCAUCAUCAUCAGACCAAAAUGUUCGACUGUGGAAAGCUCAUGCUAACGAAAUCAUAGGACCGGUUCAACCAAGACAAAAAGCAUCUUUGCAGACGUGUGAAUCUUUACGAGAGAAAUUCAAAGACCAUCCAGAAAUCCGGAAAAUUUUAAGGCAUCGUCAUCUGCCUAAAACGAUUCACGCCUCCAGUAAAGAACAUGCAGUAAUCAGAGCCAAACAAAGACGCAAGGAAAGGAAUACUCGUGUAUUUAAUAAGAACAAUCUUCCAUUUAUUCCUGAGAAGGAAAAACAUGUAGUUGCACAAUAUAAAUAG